Erpetoichthys calabaricus (reedfish) is the source of this 5113-nucleotide messenger RNA. RefSeq names its product lin-28 homolog Aa (gene lin28aa). The transcript is spliced from 4 exons. The record is from RefSeq and is a predicted model, not a curated record. Gene Ontology annotation, molecular function: nucleic acid binding; zinc ion binding. NCBI's taxonomy places the organism in Eukaryota, Metazoa, Chordata, Cladistia, Polypteriformes, Polypteridae. Bases 193 to 936 code for a protein of 247 amino acids.
GAGUGAGAGAGAGAGAGAGAGAGAGAGAGAGAGAGAGAGAAGGAAAAAUCAAAAGAGGAAAAGCACGCUAGACCAUGCGAGCUAAAUUUGUGAUCGCUGAAAAUCGGGAUGUUGGAUUGAUGCAGAAGACUGACCCAAUUGAAAAGAAAAGUUUCAUCUCACAAGUUUGGAACAGAGGGCCCGUGGGGGAAAAUGGCCGAAGGAGGGGCUGGUAAAGGUGGUGGAGACGAUCCAGAAAAACUGACUAAACAAGGGGCAGAUGAAGAUUGUCGGGUUCUGCAUGGGGCAGGCCAUUGUAAGUGGUUCAACGUUCGUAUGGGAUUCGGAUUUAUUUCCAUGACUAACCGGGAAGGAAGCCCAUUGGAGACCCCAGUAGAUGUCUUCGUGCACCAAAGCAAACUUUUCAUGGAAGGAUUCCGGAGCCUAAAAGAGGGAGAGUUGGUAGAAUUCACGUUUAAAAAAUCUUCCAAAGGUUUAGAAUCAUUACGGGUAACGGGUCCAGGUGGCAGCCCCUGUGUUGGUAGUGAAAGGCGACCGAAAGGGAAGAUUGUGCAAAAAAGAAAACCAAAGGGAGACAGAUGCUACAACUGUGGUGGUCUUGAUCACCAUGCUAAGGAAUGCAACUUACCACCUCAGCCAAAGAAGUGCCAUUACUGUCAAAGCAUCACUCACAUGGUAGCCAACUGUCCUCAUAAAACUCUUACGCAGCUGCCCAGUACUUCUCAGGGAAGAUAUGAAGCAGAGUCUGUGCCGUCAAGUUCAGCUUUCCUGAGAGAAGGUGUCUAUUCUGCCUCACCAUUUCACCUGGAAGGAAGACUGGAGGGCUUGGAACGAUCUGGGCGCCCUUCUCAAGAAGCUUCAACAAGUAAGCCUUCAUCUUCUUUGGAAGAUCCCAACAGGAAAGGGCCUUCUGUCCAGAAAAGAAAAAAAACUUAAUUUUUGCUGAAAAUACACAUCUUUUUACCAACUUUGGAUAUUCAUGCCACAUCUACCUCAUACUUGAAAAAGUACAGGGGAAGUAAUUUCACUCAAAGCAGCUCUGCUUUUUAACUACUGUGUAAAACUGUGAAUUUCUAUUAUAUAUAUAUAUAUAUAUAUAAAUAUAUUUUUAAAUUAUUUAACCUUAACUAAUCCUGCUACACAUGUUUUGUGGACCUAGAUGCACAUUUAAGGGUGGCUUUCAAUCGUACCUCAAUUUUAUAGAAUCCUUGACAACAAUACUUGCCAUUCUUUUUUGUGCUCAGAUCGUGUAUUGUACUUUUUUGCAAACAAAAACCUUCAAUCAGUUUCUUUAUAUUGGAUGAGGAAAUCCGUUUUCUGGAAGGCCUUUUUAUCUGAUUCUGAACCAUUCCUUUUUUGUCAGACAACAGUGACUGUUAAUAAAUUUCCAAUUAACCAAAGGAUUACUUCACUAAACAAAUCAGGAAAACACAAAGAAAAUGUUAAGUAAAGUAUUGAGUAAAAUACAAUGCAAAUAAUAGAUUGGUGUUUCACCAAGCCUAGACAUUUUUGUACACUUUUGGCCCUUGCCAUCAGGAUAUUUUCUUGCCCUAAAUAAUGAAUGUUUCUUUUGUGUGCCUGUGUUUCAUCAAGUGCUGUUUUACUGAAUGUGUUGAUAUCUGUUAAGCUAUCCUAUUCUUUCGUAUGUAUUAUAUUCAUAUAUGUGCUGCUCAUAGAAAGCCAUCCUAUUAUAAUCAUGAACUCAAUUUACUUAGAGGGGCCAUUAACCUGAGUAUAUAAAUUUUGCUAGCCACGUUAGCGUGUCUCAGAUGUUGGGGCUCUUCAGUUCAUCUUCUGAAUGGCAGUUUUUUUUCCUAACAAACUUACAGUGGUUAAGUAGUUUUACCGUAUCCAGUAGCACUCAUGUUGGGACUUGGUUGCACAUAAGAGGUCAGGGUUGAUCCAAUUAUAAUCUCCCUCUCAAAAGUUCUGUUUUACCUUAUAAAUGUGUAUUUGGAGUCCCAAUAAUCAGAAAUGAGAUAGAAAUAUAUGUUUAUGGUGUAGAAAUCAAAAAUUUCACUGUACAUAAAAAAAAACAAAGAAAUGUGACAACGGUUUGUUUUCCUGAUUAAUAUUUUAAACAAAUUAACUGUUUGUUUGACAGUAAAAAAAAUCCCUAACUGCUGGCCGUUACCUUUCUGUGAGGAGCAUGUAUAUGUGUAUAAUAUGUAUCAGAGCAGAAUGUCAUCAUUAUACUGUAUGUUGUUAGUGUGUAAUACUCAGGCAGUAGCCAUCUGAGUGAGUCACCUUUUAAUAUAUAACUAAAGAGCCUGUUUUAUACUCCGGAUAGCUGACUACUCUUAAUAAUAAUAAUAAUAAUUACAUAUUUUAACUCAAAAAACAAACUAUUUUAAGUAUUGACUGUGUGUAUUACUAAAUGAAGAGCCUUACUUUCAGUAGAUAGUGUAGUACUGAUUUUCAUCAAACUGUUUUCAGUUUUUAUAAUGCAAUAUCGAGUUUACAUAAUGUGUUUACAUCUCAAUUAAGUUUGUGUUCUAAAUGACUGAAAAAAAUAAUCAAAUUCUUUAAAUUAUUAAGUGUGAAUUCAAAAUCUGUCAAACAUACCCUUCAGUGGUAAAAUUGUACUGUACAAAAUGCCUCCGUAAUGUGUGGAGUGUAGAUCACUAAAAAUAAUUUUUGACUGUUUUAGUUUGAUAGGUCUGUUUUAAGUUAUAACGUGUGGUCCUAUCAAAAACUCAGCAAGAGUCACAUAGUUCCACACUUGUACUUGCUGAAUGAUUGUCAAGAUGCACUCAACAGGUUAUCAGUAUGCUUAGAGUGAUACAUUGCCACUAUUUUGACGAUAUUGAAUGUGAAACUGUACCGGCAGAAGUGACACCCUUGUUUGUUAGAGAACUGGUACUUUGCUUAAUGUGUAUUGACAAAUCAGGAUGGUUUUAUUUCAUAUUUAUUUAGGCUAAGCAACAAAUUAAAGUCUAUAUAAGGUGAAAUUCAAAUAAAAAUCGUAUACCAAAGUUUCUUGUUCGUACAGAAACAUACUGCAUGAUACAGUUUUCAGUUGGAAUUCCCUGCUUGUAUAAAACCAAAAAAAUUACAUAAAAUCAGGACUGAGAUUUUGUUUUUUAUUAAAACAAAACAAGUUCCAUUGAUCUUUCAGAGUGUAUCUGGAUUAAGUUCAGAGAUGCGCCAGAAAAAUAUAAAUCCCUAACAGCACAUACCAAAACAAAUCUCCUUGUGAAUGUUUUACAUGACUGCACAGUAUAUAUGUGUGUGUGUAUUUUUGUAUAUUUGCAUACACACUGUGUAUGCACAUACAGCACAAAGAAUUAAAGCAUCUCAGGAUACGUAAUUUAACUCAGGGAAUAUACCAAAAAAGUAUCUUUUUUUCCCCGUCUCAUUAUAGCCUGCUUCUCUGCUGUGUUAUGAACAAACUGACAGUAGCAUUAGUGUGUAAUAACUAUGAUUUAUAUACUAGUAACUACCUCUGAGUUAUACAUAGUCCUGCAAUUCUGAUAAUCAGAUAAGGCUUUGUUUUAUUUCAUAUGAAAGUAUCUUUAAUGUUCUUUUGUUAUACUUAUGUGAACAUCAGGGUUCCCUUUUACAUGAAGUUUGCGUAAGGUAAUAAUUUAUGCUGUUCAUGAAUGGUAAUGUGACAUUUAAUUUCUGUUUUUUGUUUACAGCAAACAGCCUACCUCAUAGCUUCUCUAGUGUAAACGUCCGAGCUGCUGUAAUCAGGAAGGUGGCUAUGGAUUUGAUUUUUACUUUGUACAUGUAUUUGUGAUACCUGUGUGUUCCUAAGAUUUAUUUAACCCUCUGAGCCAAUGAGCAGCAUAAAGCCUUGUGAUCCUUGUCUCAUUUAUGCCUGAGAAACCCACAUUUUAUUUUCUGCAUUUUUACAACUCAGUUGUCUUUGUACUGUACUAUAUUUAAAAUCCUCAGUGCAUGCUUCUGAGUUUGCUAUUUGGUGAUGAGACAGGUAUGACAUCUAAGUGUUUUUUUGUUAUAAAGGCAGGCAUUUUAUUUUCUUUUUUUAAUUUAUUCUUCAUUGGGCCAUUCCAGUGGUGUAAAGGAUUAAGCAAAAUGAAAUGCAAAAUAGGUAUACAGAAAAUACUGGACUUCAUAAGGCAGGUUGUUUUUCAUUUUCUCACAACCCCAAAGCUAAAACUGCGCAGUGUACAGUGCCGAUCUUCACUAGAGACAAAGAAAUAUUCCAGAUGUGGCACUGCUUCAGCGGGUUGAAUGUACUUGUUUUUGUUUCAUUAAAGUUUGAUCUUGAAAAUGCAUUACAAAUCCUGCGUUCUCAUUUUUCAGUAUGACAUGUAAUGUUGACAAACCAUCUUAGUCACAAAUGCAUUUUUCAGUUUUAAUAAGUACAUACCUUAAGACUACAGCCCAGUUUUUUUCUGCCUACUAUCAAGAGGUGUUCAACAGUUUUUCAGUUGCAGCAGUCAUCUCUACUAAUCCGUCACUAGGUAAUCAAGUUAAGUUAAUCAGUUAAGAACAUGCGAGCAUUGAGUCUUUUUCAUUAUAUUGCCAGACUCAGGUAAUUUUGAACAACACUGCAAAGAAAUAUUGCGGUGUGUUGAAUAGCUGAGAUCUCCUGAUGUGGGCCUCUAUACUCUUUCAAAGCAUCUCUUGGCAAAUAAUCUUUCAGCACAGUAGUUUUUACACUAUUUAACUCCAUUCCUAGGCUUAUUUAUGAGGACCCAUUGCUCUUGACAUUGCAAUUGAGAUUAAAAUCCACUACUUCUCACAUUUUUCUUUCAAUGUUCCAUCUUUACAAAAUUAAGAACUGUCCCUUCUUUGAUGAUAAUGACUUUACAAUGCUGUCUGUUUAGUAAUAAUAAUAAUACUUUAUAUUUAUAUAGCGCUUUUCUUACUACUCAAAGCACUUAAGUAGGAUGGAAUGGGCAUCUGAAUUUGUCGGUUAGUAUAUACUGUUGAUCAUAUUCCUUUAGUGUUGAGGUUUUAUUUUCUGUGUGUAAAGGCAGUCGUCAACUUACGACUUAUGCAUCUUACGACCAUUCGACUUACGACCGCUACCGCAUCUCACAGGCAAAUGACAGUUUUUGCCACACUUGCUCUGUAUGCCGUGACUCAUUCAUUUCAAUCUCAGUUUAUUACACACAGCUGUUAUGACUAUGUUCAGUUA